AUGUUGUUAGAUCAUCUAACUGACGCAGCUGACUACCAUACUUACCACACCGCCAUGUCUUCCAACUUCUUCAGCCAAUCGCCAACGGUCGUUCUGCCGCCCCAGGCACCGAAUCAAUACUUCGUCAACAACCACUACGGUGGCGCCAAUGGCACUGCUCCAGCCGUCAACGGCAUCUCACCCAACGGGCUGUCCAACUCCGCCCCAUUCACUCCAACGGCAUCCACUCCUGCUUCCUCACUAGCUGGUCGCAAGCGUUCUAGAGGCGACAUCUACACCGAAGACGGCGACGGCGAAGAUGAGCGACUUGAUGGCUCGACUGCGACUCCAAUCGAAGAAGACCUGGUCAAGCCACGAGGCAAGCCGGUCUACGGCCCAGGCAUGACAGUCCUCUACCCAGAGGAUCCCGGCUACGCCAUGGCCGCUGCAUCACAGUCUGGAACCUGGGUUGAAGAGGGGGCGGAGCGACGACCCUUUCAGCUCGCCCACGCAAAGCGUCCGUCGGUCACCAGUCGCAAAUCGCAGCGUGUUGACUCCAAAGCUGCCGGGCCAGACGACCUUGCUCAGCUCGUACUGCCAGCAUCAAUGCGCGAAGCCUGCGCAGAGCCGCUCAUCGAUGAGGCCACUCGCGUUCUUGGCAUCAGCUGGGCCCGUAUGGACUCCACCGAAGCACUCCAAAUCAACAAGAGAGCGUACUCCAAGUGGAUCCAAAAUCAUUAUCCAUGCCUCAAGAAUGUUGAUGUUUGGUUCGAAAGCAGCUCCAUUCCCGGCUAUCUCGUCCACGGCCUCAACGCGUACAACGGCCAGCACGAGUACUACAUCUUCUCCCACGACCUUACCGAGGCACGCCUUGUCACAAACGAGCCUAGCCAGCUUCUGCCACGCCUCCAAAUGCUACCAGCACUGCACCUCGCUGCCCCAGGCGGCCACAUCCGGGCUGAGACGGACCCCAUCACCGCUGCUCAGAACGAGGCCAACGACAUACAAGCGGACAUGAUGGCGAUGCAUGGUCCCAGAGAGCCAGUCGGCAUCUGCACCGCUCAUGCUAUGGAGCUCGACUAA
This is a messenger RNA of Fulvia fulva, 1062 nucleotides long. RefSeq lists its product as uncharacterized. Bases 1 to 1062 code for a protein of 353 amino acids. The record is from RefSeq and is a predicted model, not a curated record. Lineage: Eukaryota; Fungi; Ascomycota; Dothideomycetes; Mycosphaerellales; Mycosphaerellaceae. The transcript has a single exon.